Messenger RNA from Chroicocephalus ridibundus (black-headed gull), 657 nucleotides. RefSeq names its product sentrin-specific protease 2-like. Bases 1 to 657 code for a protein of 218 amino acids. NCBI's taxonomy places the organism in Eukaryota, Metazoa, Chordata, Aves, Charadriiformes, Laridae. Gene Ontology annotation, cellular component: nucleus. The transcript has 6 exons. Gene Ontology annotation, molecular function: deSUMOylase activity. Gene Ontology annotation, biological process: protein desumoylation; proteolysis. The record is from RefSeq and is a predicted model, not a curated record.
AUGGAGAGAGAGGUCAUUGCUGCAUUAGGCAAAGGUGAGCCUGAUGAGGUCAUGAGCAGUGCCUUCAAACUAAGGGUGACUCGCAAGGACAUCCGCACCCUAAGGAACCUUUGCUGGCUAAACGAUGAGGUCAUAAAUUUCUACAUGGGUCUUGUCAUGGAAAGAAGCAAGCAGGAAGCACAUCCAUCAGUCUAUGCUUUUAGUUCUUUCUUUUACGGAAAACUAACUUCUGGAGGCUACAAAGCAGUAGGAAAAUGGACCAGGGGCGUGGAUCUCUUCCAGAAGGACAUCAUCUUAGUGCCCAUUAACUUGCACUUGCACUGGACACUAGCGGUCAUAGACACCAGAAAGAAGACGGUCAAAUACUUUGACUCGCUGGGACAAGAAGGGGACCAGAUUUGUGAGACUCUGCUCAAAUACCUGCAAGAAGAAAGCCGCGAAAAAAGAAAUGUGAAGCUGAAUGUUUCAGAGUGGACUAUUCACAGUAUGGAGCCACAUGAAAUCCCUCAGCAAUCGAACGGAAGCGACUGUGGUGUUUUCAUCUGCAAAUACGCAGACUACAUCUCGAGAGACAAACCGAUGACCUUUACACAGACCCACAUGCCUUACUUCCGCAAGAAGAUGGUGUGGGAAAUACUCCAUCAAGAGCUACUGUGA